This is a messenger RNA of Electrophorus electricus (electric eel), 1826 nucleotides long. RefSeq lists its product as uncharacterized. NCBI's taxonomy places the organism in Eukaryota, Metazoa, Chordata, Actinopteri, Gymnotiformes, Gymnotidae. The record is from RefSeq and is a predicted model, not a curated record. Gene Ontology annotation, biological process: positive regulation of neuron differentiation; negative regulation of Notch signaling pathway. Gene Ontology annotation, molecular function: DNA binding; transcription corepressor activity. Gene Ontology annotation, cellular component: nucleus.
UCUAGAAACACACGUCACUGGUACUUUAAAGCGCAUAUUAAAUAUUUUGCAAAUCAUAUCGACAGUAAAAUCAUAUUCACAUCCUGUUGAUCACCGAGGAUCUCCCACAAGCUGUUAAAAGAGAUGGACCCGAGGUUUUGCCACGUUACGCUACGGUGCAUUUGCUCAAAUGUGUCCCCUGUAAUUUCUCGGUUUGAGCGAAGCGCUGUUUUUCCAUGGAUCUUCGAAGUGUUUGAACUAAAGUAGAAUAAUCGCGAGCAACAUAGUUUUCUAUGAAAGAUCGGUAUUUUAAUUCUGUAUAAAUCAAAGAAAGGAGCAGUUCGUUUUUGGUGAGGGGGAGCGUUCUGCAUUAUGCAGAAGGGGCACAGUUUCUCUGGGCGCAAAUAAAAUAAUGGGAGAGAAAUGAGAAAGAAAACAAAAGCGAAGCGAAUUCUUGACUACGAAAAUGAAGAGGACGAGGAAGAAGAACAAAAACUGGAUGAAUUCUAUCACGGUCUGCAGAAACGAAGAAAACAAAUGUAUCCUGCCAAAGAGCGAACAGAGGAAAAUUCAUCAGCAGCUACGGGUCUCCAGAAGUUGGAUAUAAGGGGGUUUGAGUUCGACCGCUCUCCUGCAGACAACUUUAAUGACAGUCACACUACUUCCGAGCAGGAGGCUGACUAUUUGCAGUCUUAUUCGAAGAUGGAACUAAUUGCCAUGGUCCUAUGCAUGCAGAGGGAAAUGGAGAGCUUGAAGGAACAACUUAGGUGCCUUACAGCAUGUGGAAAACUGGCCAAAAACCUAGAGACUCUGAUCGAGAAGACCCAGAUCUGGCCUGAUGGGGAAAAGACGACCUCGCUCCCUCUCUCCCCAAGCACCAUGAGAGUCCCUGUGGAAAUGGAUGCUUUGAUGCCAUCUAUGCUGUGUGUCCCAAAUGUAAUGAAUGGGCAGUGGGUCAAGCAGGAGAUUGUUGCACAAAAAUCUAAGGAGUCCUCCCACAGGGACGGACUCUUCACAGAGUUCAUUACUCCUGAGCUUUUGGAGAGAUGUAACACAGGCACCACUGCCCAGAAGCUGACCAAUGAUCUGCUUCGUGGACUCUAUGAAAGAGACUGCCUAGCCUCUCACUCAAUCUCUGGGGUUGUGUACAACAAGAGGGGUCAACCCAAGCCUGCCCUACCCACUGAGGAAGUCCAGGCCAUUCUGAGAACUGUCCAGUAUUUCUUUCCGGGGAAGACUGAUGCAGAGAUUAAGGGCUACAUUAGACAGAAACUGCAAAAUGAAGCAAAACGAUUAAGGAAAAGACCUCCACUCUCUAGUUCAGAGUCUGGAGCUCUCAGUCUACCUUGCCCAAGAUCAAGUCCUCAGUUGGAUUCGAUUGGACAAAAGUCUAAUGUUUGAUUAGUAGUCAUCAGUUUUUGUGUUGUCUGAUGAACUAGCCUUAUUCAGUGUUAAAUAUGAUCAAGAGAUCAAAGGUUCCUGACUCAACAAAAUUGAUGAGUGUUUAUAUCAUGUCAUAUUUGGAUGGUCUUCAAGAAUGUCACGAUCAUUUGCAAUAGUUGUUUGGCUACUGAUUGUUUUGACAGCAUUGACAUCAAAUGCCAAUAAAACUUUGAAUUAGUUCAAAUGUUGCAUUUGCUAAGAUCUUCAAAUAUUAAGAGCACAGUUAGUAAGAUUAUAUGAAUAAUGUGUCUUUAAACAUUUGAUUUUUUAAAUGUUUUGUAUUUAAUAAAUAUGUAGUAGCUACACUGCACAAUGUCAGAAGGUGUGAACAUUAUUUUCAUUGUAUUUUAAAUGUAUUUCUUACUCUAUUAUGGUCUCUAUGACUCAAAUGUAGCUUUAUGUAU